UCCAUCCAAGAUCCCCCAGCUCAUGUAGCAAAAUUAAAAUCAGUGUUCUCUAGCACCACUCCAUGUGAACCCACCACAACAAGCCACUGCAUUUUGUUGACUUCCUCAAUCCUAUAUUCGUUUAAGUUGUGAGAUAACAUUAAGUAGUAGGUCUUUACUAAUAUCACCAAGGUAUCGAACCAUCAAAUAGAUGUUUAAGGAACUCAGCUAUCUACCAACCGUGUUAAACCUUGUUGGUUCUUCUAUCUAUAUAUAUCAUCGACAAUACAAGUUAUUCUCUUAUUCUCAGUUUUGGAACCCGACAUAGUAUUUUUAGUCCCACAUGGGUUUCACUUUCAAGGUCCAUGUCUUGUUUUUGUUCUCUCUGUGUAGCCUAGCUUUUAUUGUUGCUGGUGCAGCAAAGUCCAAAAGUAAGAGUCUCAUAAGAAGUAGAAAGGAAUUGGGCAGGUGUAAUUUGUUCUUUGGAAGUUGGGUGAUUGACCCUUCACAACCUCUCUAUGACUCCUCAACCUGUCCCUUCAUUGAUUCUGAGUUUAAUUGCCAAAAGUAUGGAAGACCAGACAACCAGUAUCUCAAAUACUCUUGGAAGCCUGAUUCAUGUGCCUUACCCAGGUUCAAUGGGGUAGAUUUCUUGAACAAGUGGAGGGGUAAGAAGAUAAUGUUUGUGGGUGACUCAUUGAGUCUCAACAUGUGGGAAUCAUUGUCCUGUAUGAUUCACGCUUCGGUGCCGAAUGCCACUACCAGCUUUGUGAGGAAAGGAACACUCUCUACUGUGAUCUUUCAGGACUAUGGAGUAAGCAUACAGCUAUAUCGCACACCAUAUUUGGUGGACAUAGUUCGAGAAGAUGUUGGUGCAGUACUUGCACUAGACUCCAUACAACAGGCUAAUGCUUGGACUGAUCUGGACAUGUUGAUCUUCAACUCCUGGCAUUGGUGGACCCACACAGGAGAUUCUCAAGGAUGGGAUUAUAUAAGGAAUGGUUCCAAUCUAGUUAAAGACAUGGACCGUUUGGAAGCAUUUUAUCAAGGGUUAACCACUUGGGCUAGAUGGGUUGAUCUCAAUGUUGACCCUACCAAAACUAAAGUCUUCUUUCAAGGGAUUUCUCCCACUCAUUAUCAAGGCCAAGAGUGGAAUCAACCUAAGAAGAGUUGUAGCGGACAAAUUGAACCGUUAUCUGGGUCAUCAUAUCCAGCAGGUCUACCUCCUCCAACUACAAUAGUGAACAAAGUGUUGAAGAACAUGAAGAAACCAGUUUAUCUGCUUGACAUAACACUCCUCUCGCAACUUCGAAAAGAUGCACAUCCUUCUGCCUAUGGCGGGAAUCAAGGGGGCAAUGACUGCAGCCAUUGGUGCUUACCAGGAUUACCUGAUACUUGGAAUGAACUCCUAAAUGCAGCUCUAAUGUGAUCAAGAUAAUUAUUUAGAGUUUUUUUAUUUUGAUAGAUGUUCAAAAGGGUGACUGAUUCAAUUGUAAUACAAGACUCUUGAAGAAAACAGAGUCCCAUACCAAGUCAGUCAGGGAGGGAGAUCAAUCUGUUUUACAUGUCAUGAAAAUGAGAAAAUAUAAUUUACUUCAAAUCAUAGAAUGCAAUGGAACUUUACCUUCGAUUGAUGCAUA
Lotus japonicus is the source of this 1619-nucleotide messenger RNA. RefSeq names its product protein trichome birefringence-like 38. Gene Ontology annotation, cellular component: Golgi apparatus. Gene Ontology annotation, molecular function: O-acetyltransferase activity. Bases 323 to 1408 code for a protein of 361 amino acids. NCBI's taxonomy places the organism in Eukaryota, Viridiplantae, Streptophyta, Magnoliopsida, Fabales, Fabaceae. The record is from RefSeq and is a predicted model, not a curated record. The transcript has 5 exons.